This is a messenger RNA of Mangifera indica (mango), 1352 nucleotides long. RefSeq names its product nudix hydrolase 2-like. The record is from RefSeq and is a predicted model, not a curated record. Gene Ontology annotation, molecular function: NAD binding; ADP-ribose diphosphatase activity; NADH pyrophosphatase activity. The transcript has 9 exons. NCBI's taxonomy places the organism in Eukaryota, Viridiplantae, Streptophyta, Magnoliopsida, Sapindales, Anacardiaceae. Bases 64 to 1122 code for a protein of 352 amino acids.
AUAAACAUAUAGUAUGCAUGCAUGCGGGAGAGUCUAAGAUCUCUAUUAUUCUGAUUUAAUUUCAUGCAGAGAGUCUUCAGAACCAGCAAGCUUCUGCAUUUCUCAUUUGCCAAUAGAUGCUCUUUACCGUCUUCUUCUCCUUUGAUAUCAAACGCGACUUGCGUUUCUAAGACUCCAUCACUAUCUUCUUGGUUUACCUGUUCAAAAGCUCCUCAGGGAAGAAUCCCAUUUCUUACCGGAAAUAUGUCAAGUUCAACAAGUUCAUUUGAGAAGCCCACGGUGCUUGAAAAUGAAGUUCAACAUGUUGAAUUACUAAACGCAGUUGAUGAUUUAUAUGGAGGAGUUACAGUAGACAUGGAAAAGCCUAUGGACUCUAAGCUAUUUGCUUCUGCACUUAAAUCUUCCUUAUCAUAUUGGAGGCAGCGGGGGAAGAAGGGUGUUUGGAUUAAAUUGCCUUCUGAAUUUGCUAAUCUUGUUGAACCUGCAGUUCAGCAAGGAUUCAGAUACCACCAUGCUGAACCAGAUUACUUGAUGCUUGUGCACUGGAUUCCUGAAACCCCAGAUACUCUUCCUGUAAAUGCUUCACAUCGCGUCGGUGUUGGUGCCUUUGUCAUCAACCAUAAGAGAGAGGUUCUGGUAGUUCAGGAGAGUAGUGGCCAAUUCAGAGGUAAAGGUGUGUGGAAGCUCCCCACUGGAGUUGUUAAUGAGGGUGAGGAUAUUUGUGCAGCUGCAAUAAGAGAAGUGAAAGAGGAGACAGGAGUUGAUGCUGAAUUUGUGGAAGUUUUGGCCUUCAGGCAAAGCCACCAAUCAUUCUUUCGGAAAUCAGAUUUAUUUUUUGUUUGCAUGCUACGACCAAGCUCUUUUCACAUUCAGAAACAAGACUCGGAAAUCGUAGCUGCUCAGUGGAUGGCAGCACAGGAGUAUGCAGCACAGCCAUUUGUACAAGAGCAUAGACUGUUUAAUUAUGUAGCCAAAAUAUGCCUAACGAAGUCAGAGGAGGACUAUGCGGGGUUUUCUCCCUUAUCUGCCACCACAGCUUCAGGUAAAACCAGCUACUUGUAUUUCAACGACCGAGAUUGCCACCCUCUCACAACCGAGAAUCCAUCGACACCACAAUCCUAAGCCAAUUGAAUUCAAAAGGCAAAGGUACAAAAUAAAAGGGUGUUCUUUUUUCAAGUGAAAUUUUGUUAACCUCCAGUGGUUUAGUUUAAUUUUCUUCAGAAGUUCUGCGAAUAAUGAGAAAGUUUCUCUGAAAUUUCAUAAUUUUGUAACCACAGAGAAAAUCUCUGCAUUUUUCCUGUCAUGGACACGGUGUUAUGUGAAAGGGAAUAAAGUCUAUCAUUGUUUUUUGA